Adineta ricciae is the source of this 1791-nucleotide messenger RNA. NCBI's taxonomy places the organism in Eukaryota, Metazoa, Rotifera, Eurotatoria, Adinetida, Adinetidae. The record is from the annotation of a GenBank genome assembly.
AUGUUUCUCUUCUUUAUCUUUCUUUUAUUCAAUUUCUUUUAUUUUAAUGAUUGUGUUCCUGGAUGUACAUUUGAUCGUCCAUUAAUAGGAGAAUUUUAUUCGUAUGAAAAUGGUCUUGAAACACAUUCAUCAUUUAAAGAUAAUGGAGAUAUUGAAAGAAGAUUUUAUCGAAGAGAAACUGGUGCAGGUGCAACAAGAAAAGAUACGGGUGGUCUUCUUGUUAAUGAAGAUUUAGGUGAAUGUUUUAAAUUAACAAAAAGACAAAAUUAUUAUGAAAUUAUUUAUCGAGACAAAUCUCAAUCUUGUUUUCAAUGUUAUCAAAUAUUUAAUCGAACGAGAAAUAUUAAUCAAAUUCGCAAAAGUUCAUGUGGAGAUACAACAUCUUUAGAUUCAAAUCAAAUGAAUUUUGAUGAUUUAUGUCAAACAAUUGAUGAUCAAAGUGAAUUCACCACACUUUUUUUAAAAACCUAUUCAGCAGAAGAAUGUCGUCGAACAAUUUAUGGAACAUUUCAUUUCACUUAUGAAUUUCGUGAAGGUGGUAUUGGUAUUUGUGAUAAUCCAUCAUCACGUUUAGUUUCAUGUCCUGAUCCUGGUACACCGUUCGAAGCCGUUAAUGAACGUUUUCGAAUGAGAUAUGGUUAUUGUAAAUAUUUAACAUCAUCAUUUGAUGCUGAUCAAUUAAAUCAAUGUUUGGGAUCGUGGUCAACUCCUGAUGGAAAUAUUAUUACUGCUAUUGCAAAUGAACGUGUUGGUUCAGAACGUUGGUAUGAUAAAUUUCGUUGUAUGUUAACAAGACAAGAUCAACCACAAUGGUUUGCCAAAUCUUUAUUUGCGGAAUGUUCAUCUUUGAGUAGUCCAACAGAUGGACCAGAAAAAAUUAUUAUUUCACCUGUUAUUCCAGAAGAGCCAGUUGCUUCAUGUUUCUUUCCGAGUAAUUUAACUGGACAAUGGAUUAAUACAGCAAAUGUUAAUGCACGUGUAUUGAUCAAUGCUACACAUAUUCAUGAGAUAGCAAAAGUUAAUAAUCGUGGUUGGUUACGAGAAACAUAUUAUGUUUGUCAACAAACAUCAAGAAGUCAAUAUCUGAUCGUCAUCAUAAUAUUCUUCGAUAUCGAAUAUCAAUUAUUUGUUUUGGAUCCUCCUGCACCAGUCGAAUGUCCUUUCACUGGUAUGUGGACAUUUAAACAAGUUGGUCAACCUAACUCUCUCAUUCAAACACGUAUUCGUGGUGGUGUAACUCCACGUCCACGUGAUCAUGGUUGGUAUAUCACUUGUGAUCCAAGAUAUAUGGUUUCACAAUGGACAAUCUGUGGUGAUCAAACAAAGUCAAUGUUUGCUGAUCGUGAAUAUUGUCGACAAUUAGAUCCAUAUGGAACACCAAUUGGUGUUUAUGAACAACCUGAUUAUAUUUAUCAAUGUGCGGGUUAUUGGAGAGAAGAUUCACGCUCGAUGAUGGUUACUUAUGAUCGUGAUGAUCCAUAUAUAAAUUACAAAUGUUGGGUUUAUGAAAGAAGAGAUUUAACUACAAUUACAUUAUCAAGAUCGGCAGGUUCAGCUUGUGGUUUUAAUCAAACAUCGGAAAGUUAUCGAGCAGAAGAUGGUGCUGAUCUUGCUGUAACACUUCUUGAAUCGGAACGUAUUCAUGAUGAUUGUCCAAUUCGUUAUGAUGAUGGUCGAAAUGUAUUUAUCGAUUUAGAAGAAUUCAAUUUUUAUUAUGCAAAAUCGUCAAAUAUGAAAAUGAAUAAAAUCUUUUUUCUUCUUUGUCUUUUAUUCAUUUAUUUAAUUUGUUAA